UUACCUUUAAUUUCCUCUCUCUUUCUAGUAACAACACAUAAAAACUACCUAAUUAUUCUCUCAAUUUUUCAAUGGAUCCAUCCCAUAUAAUUGCUUAUGCAAACUUCAGUUGUGAAAUAAAAAUAAUACAAGCUCGAAACGUUGAAUUCAUCAAGUCCACUAAACACUUGUUCGCUAGGUUGUAUGUUCCAACAGGAAACAACAAAAGAAUUCAACUCAACAGCAAAAAUGUUUGGGACAAGUCUUUUAAUCUUGAUUGUUCUUGCCCAGAAGAAUUCUUGGAAAACCUUAAUCAACAAAGCAUUGUGUUGGAGCUAAGGCAGAAGAAGAUGUGGGGCUCACAACUUAUUGGAAAAUGUGAGAUUCCAUGGAAGGUGAUUCUUCAAUCACAAAACAUGGAGUUAAAAAAAUGGUUGAAAAUGGAUUUGAAGAGUGGAAGUGAUAGCAAAGAGGUUAUGUUGACAACACCAGAAGUGGAAGUAGAGAUUAAAGUAAAAGUGUGUUCGGUUGCUGAGAUGGAGAAACAAAAUAACAAGAGGUUUAAUAAUUGGAAUGAGUGUGGAUGUAAAAAUGGGCAUGAUCAUAAUGCUUGGUGCAAUGCAGAAGACUGUGAUAUAUUUGCGCUUGGUGCAGCUUUGGAAGCUUUUUGAUUUUGAUGCAAGAUUAUGCUAUGAACAUAUAUAAACUAACAUCAACCUAAUUAACGUAUCAUUGUAUUGAAUAGAUUUUUUUGAUAAAGUUAUAAUAUAUUGAUU
Messenger RNA from Lathyrus oleraceus (garden pea), 755 nucleotides. RefSeq lists its product as uncharacterized. The record is from RefSeq and is a predicted model, not a curated record. NCBI's taxonomy places the organism in Eukaryota, Viridiplantae, Streptophyta, Magnoliopsida, Fabales, Fabaceae. The transcript has a single exon. Bases 72 to 650 code for a protein of 192 amino acids.